GGCGAGGGAAGAGCGUCGUUUGCCUCGAUCCGAUGGGACCCGAAUACCUGGGAAGAGCAGGAAGAAAGCCUCGCGAGUCAGCUGCCCUGAUCAAAGAUGGCCUCCACGGCACUCUUUCUUUCCUUUCCCCCUACCCUGCGCGCUCCUCCCCGGCCCCGCCCCGUCACUCUGGCCCCGCCUCUCACUCUCAAGGCCCUCCAGCUACCCGUCGCUGGCCCGGGCGCGCUCAGUGGCGCGUUCUCUCCGCCCGAGCCAGGUAGGGAUCAGCUCUUUGGACAUGGCGACCGCGACCACGUCCGGGUCUUCGGCGACUGGGACGAAGGGGAAUGGCAGCGGCGGCCGGGCUGGGCCCAGUGAAGCCGGCGGGCCGCGAAAGAAGAAGGGGCCGGGGCCCCUGGCCACCGCGUACUUGGUCAUCUACAAUGUAGUGAUGACUGCCGGGUGGCUCGUUAUUGCAGUUGGUCUGGUCAGAGCAUAUUUGGCUAAAGGUAGCUAUCAUAGCCUUUAUUAUUCAAUUGAAAAGCCUUUGAAAUUCUUCCAGACUGGAGCCCUCUUAGAGAUUUUACACUGUGCUAUAGGAAUUGUUCCUUCCUCUGUAGUCCUGACUUCUUUCCAGGUGAUGUCAAGAGUUUUUCUAAUAUGGGCAGUAACACACAGUGUCAAAGAGGUACAGAGUGAAGACAGUGUCCUUCUAUUUGUGAUUGCCUGGACAAUCACUGAGAUUAUUCGUUACUCCUUUUAUACAUUUAGUCUACUAAACCAUCUGCCUUAUAUCAUCAAAUGGGCCAGGUACACACUUUUCAUCGUACUGUACCCAAUGGGAGUGUCGGGAGAGUUGCUCACCAUAUAUGCUGCUUUGCCCUUCGUCAGACAAGCCAGCUUAUAUUCCAUUAGCUUACCUAACAAAUACAAUUUCUCCUUUGAUUACUAUGCAUUCCUCAUUCUGAUCAUGAUCUCUUAUAUUCCACUUUUUCCUCAGCUGUACUUGCACAUGAUACACCAGAGAAGAAAGGUCCUUUCUCAUCCUGAAGAACACAAGAAAUAUGAAUGAUUCCUGCUCUUCCCCCAAAACUCUCUACAGAUCAAAAAUGCUGCAGACUUUUUGAGUUCCCAACAUGUUUCAUAGAGAAGACCAAGCAAGGACUAUUUUUAAAUACUUAAAAAAAAAAAAGUGGCCAACGGACCUGGGAUUUACAAAGCGUUAUCACACGAACACACUGGAAUAAUCUUGUCGGCAUGCUUUUUCAACCAGAAAUUUCAAAAAUGUAAGGAGGGGGAGGGAAUGACUUGCUAUGUAGCUUCCCUUCCCUUCAUGUAUCUGCUAAAUAUCCUUCCUACUCCAUGCUUGAGAGUUAUAGUCCAAGUGAUAAAAGUUGUACCAACUGAAUGCCCAGCUUGAAUUCUAAUUCUGUUUCGUUUCUGCAGUGUAUUUAACCUUGCCUUUUCAAAGUGCUUGACUGCAUGCUGGAAACUGUAUGUAUUGCUGGAAUGACAAACUUUAUUCUUGGGAAUGCUCUGAGGUUCUGGCUGGGACCAUAGUAACGUCACCCCAACAUCCAGUAAGUGAAUUGCAGUAAACAAACGUGUGGAACAAAGGGGUAAUGUGAAGACAGCAAAUUCAGAUACUAGUCCAGCUUCCAGUUCUAUCACCCACUGUAAUGGCCUCUUUGAGGGGGGACCUCCAUUUAAGCAGUCACUGCUGUCUCCCAGGGAGGGACAGUUGCUUAAAUUUCUCUAGGUCCUUAGAGGCCCAGCCUCCAUCAAUAUUUCAAUCAAGUGCUAGUUCUCAGGCAGGAACAAACUCUUAAGGCAGUUAACAAUUAAGUUGCACAAUAGAACUACUAAGAAACCCCAUAGUAUGAGCCUUUCCCAACAUUAACCCAGUUCAGUCUUUUAGCUAGCUAGGGGUGGAAAAGACGUUACAGAGAGAGAAAGAAAAGGUCAGGAGCAGGGGGGUCUCCGUAGAAGUAUGGUUCCAGAAAAAACGAUCUGGGAUAGCUUUUCUAACAUCUAUGAGUUUUUGAUUAUCCGGCUUUUCUCUAUCCAUGCUUUUCCUUGGGGAUGAUUCUUCUUUCAACAACGAUUAUGUUAUGAGUACAGAAGCAGUAAAAAAAAAUUAAAGUUGGGAAGUAAUGAACCCAAGCAUUGUUGAGCUUCUUUGUUUCACUUGCAAACUUCAUUCUGUUUAAUUACUCACCUGCUAAUUUAGUGACACUGUCAAACCUUUCAAAAAGAAGUUGGAUUAAAAUUGAAAAGUUAAUCUUAGGUACUCAUCAGAAUCUAAAUAAAGUUUGGUCUCUGGAGCCUUUA
Dromiciops gliroides (monito del monte) is the source of this 2310-nucleotide messenger RNA. It is a transcript of the gene HACD2, whose product is annotated as 3-hydroxyacyl-CoA dehydratase 2. Gene Ontology annotation, cellular component: endoplasmic reticulum membrane. Lineage: Eukaryota; Metazoa; Chordata; Mammalia; Microbiotheria; Microbiotheriidae. Bases 278 to 1051 code for a protein of 257 amino acids. Gene Ontology annotation, molecular function: 3-hydroxyacyl-CoA dehydratase activity. The record is from RefSeq and is a predicted model, not a curated record. The transcript is spliced from 7 exons. Gene Ontology annotation, biological process: fatty acid elongation; very long-chain fatty acid biosynthetic process; sphingolipid biosynthetic process.